CGAUCAGAAGACUGAGAACCUUCGUGGGUUGCAAAUCGCUUACCGGGUGUUCGGCAAGAAGUAUUAUAGAAUCGAGAUCAGGAUGAGGCACAACAUGGUGGCCUACCUGUACUGCCUGGUGAGGGAUCUGUACGCCGAGCAUGGAGAUCCCCGGGUGGCACAUUUACCACUACUGGGCAACCUGUGGAUAGUGCUGGCCAUUGUUGGGAUCUAUGUGGCCUUUGUGCUACACUACGGACCACGUUGGAUGGAGCACCGGGAUCCUUUCGAGCUGAAGCGGGUGAUGCAGGUGUACAAUGUCUUCCAAGUGUUUGCCAAUGCCACGAUAUUUGUGAUUGGCUUGACCAACACCUAUCUGCAACCGGGUUAUAGUUGGACCUGUCAGCCAGUGGAUCACACGGACACUUCGCCGGCCAUGAUGAAGACUUUGUACGCCUCGUAUGCAUAUUAUAUGCUCAAGUACGUGGAUCUGUUGGAUACGGUUUUCAUAGUGCUGAGGAAGAAGAACUCUCAAGUGAGCUUCCUGCAUGUUUACCACCACGGCGGCAUGGUCUUUGGGGUCUCCAUUUUCAUGACCUUCCUGGGUGGCUCUCACUGUACUAUGCUGGGGGUCAUCAAUCUCCUAGUGCACACUGUGAUGUAUGCCUACUACUAUGCUGCAUCUUUGGGAGCAGUGAAGAACCUUUUGUGGUGGAAGCAGAAGAUAACACAGUUGCAACUGAUGCAGUUCGGUUACCUCACCUUUCAUUUCCUGCUCGUUAUCCUCCGGAAUCCGUGCCAGUUUCCCGUGUUCAUUGCCUUCAUUGGAUUCAUCCAGAACAUCUUUAUGUUUUCGAUGUUCUUCGAUUUCUAUUACAAAACCUAUAUACGCAAGCAGCAGAAGUCCGUGGAGAGCAAGCUGAAAGCCAGCUGAGCUGCCGUAGAAUAUAAGGUUCAAGUUCACGCCGCGUCAUUUCCAUAUUAAAUUGUGUAAUAAGCUGGUCGGUCGCUUAUGCAAAUGGGCACCGAUCGAACCCAAAAUGCCUGGUAUAAAUAAACAUUCGGAUUGUGUCCUACAA
Molecule: messenger RNA, 1058 nt
Organism: Drosophila eugracilis
Lineage: Eukaryota; Metazoa; Arthropoda; Insecta; Diptera; Drosophilidae
Product: elongation of very long chain fatty acids protein
Exons: 2
Coding region: 83-913 (276 amino acids)
Biological process (GO): fatty acid elongation, saturated fatty acid; fatty acid elongation, polyunsaturated fatty acid; sphingolipid biosynthetic process
Cellular component (GO): endoplasmic reticulum membrane
Molecular function (GO): fatty acid elongase activity
Source: RefSeq, a predicted model, not a curated record